Messenger RNA from Mya arenaria, 567 nucleotides. Its product is annotated as carbonic anhydrase 6-like. Bases 1 to 567 code for a protein of 188 amino acids. NCBI's taxonomy places the organism in Eukaryota, Metazoa, Mollusca, Bivalvia, Myida, Myidae. The transcript has 5 exons. The record is from RefSeq and is a predicted model, not a curated record.
AUGAGGGUGACGCUGCUGGUGUUUGUUGGGGUACUAGUGCACUUCCGGCCGGUCAGUUCACACAUGAGGGCACCGGUUGCCCAGGGACCUCGCUUCAGCUACGACUCGGACCCACGAAAUCCCAUUGGUCACACUGUUGAGUUUAAGCCGCAAUCACCACAGUCCCUGCGAGUCACUGGCGUGCCGUCCAGGUCUGGAGAGUACAUACUGGACAACAUCCAUCUGCACUAUGGACCUGUCAGUUCCGGGCGCUUUAAUAAUGGAAGGCGGAAUAUGUUGGCUUCCUCGGAGCAUACACUGGCAGGGAGGAACUUCGAUGGCGAGUUGCACGUGGAACUAUACAACUGGCUUUAUGGCAGCCUGGAGGAGGCGGAGAAGUGGGCGGACGGGGUCGUGGUGCUAGCUUUCUUUGUGCAGACCGUUGAGUACGUCGAUGUAAUAUGCCAUGUUUCAGAGAGAGUCAACGAAGUUUCGAAGUCAACUCCACCCCUGGCUUUCAUCAUUGUUGGAGACAUUUGUGCCUCGAGUAACCAUACCACGUACGUGUUCCUUAAGACAGAAAUGUGA